Aethina tumida (small hive beetle) is the source of this 2421-nucleotide messenger RNA. Its product is annotated as mucolipin-3-like. The transcript has a single exon. Gene Ontology annotation, molecular function: NAADP-sensitive calcium-release channel activity. The record is from RefSeq and is a predicted model, not a curated record. Gene Ontology annotation, cellular component: lysosomal membrane; plasma membrane. Bases 131 to 1924 code for a protein of 597 amino acids. NCBI's taxonomy places the organism in Eukaryota, Metazoa, Arthropoda, Insecta, Coleoptera, Nitidulidae.
AACUCCAAUCAGCUGAAAAACGUCACAACAGACUGUCAAAAGCCACACUUGAUGUAAUCCGAAACAAACACAUAAAAUCCGUUCAUCACCCAGUGUAACCAAUUAAAAUAUUAAAGUGGAAAUAAUUAUAAUGGAAGAAACAACGCCGGACAGCGACAAUGUCCUUAACUGUGACAGCGAGGACGAGAGGAGUGCAAUCGCACACCAAAGAUGCUGUCACAAUUCGUCAAAGUCUUUGUUAACGGAAGAUCGGAUGCGUAGAAAACUCCAAUUCUUUUUCAUGAACCCCAUCGAAAAGUGGCAGGCGAAAAAGAGGUUUCCGUACAAAUUCGUAGUGCAGGUCAUCAAAAUUAUAUUAGUGACUAUGCAGUUGUGUCUGUUCGCAUACAGCCGAUACAACCAUGUGAACUACACCUGGGACAACAGGAUCACGUUCUCACAUUUGUUUUUGAUAGGUUGGGAUGCCACAAGAGAAAUCAAUGCCUAUCCACCUGGUGUGGGGCCUUUGGCUUUGUACAAAGAGGACGACUUUUACAGUGCUAUAGACUAUGCAUAUGAAGGGUAUGCAAACUUGAGCAAUGCUAUUGGACCUUAUUCCUAUGCAAAUGAAGAUAACACCAUGACAGAUUUGGAAUUAUGUUUGUACCAGUACAAGAAAGGCACAAUAUUUGGAUUCAACGAGUCUUAUGUGUUUGAUGGAGAGAUAGUUGAAAAAUGUAUUAAUAUAUCUCAUGAUGCAACUCAUGGCAUGCUACAAAGUAAAUCUUACAUGGAGGACAGAAGGUUGAACAUUAAGUUUUCUGCACUUGUGAGGGCUGAAUUGAAAUUCUCCUUAAAAACAGUGAAUUUUAAGGCUGCAGGCAGAAUAUCUCCUCCUAAUUGCUACAGGUUUGAUGUCACAAUAAGUUUUAACAAUGAAGAUCAUGAUGGACAAAUGAUUCUGUCUCUGGAUGCAGAACCCAUCAGACUAAUGUGCAAAGGUGAUGUGGAAUAUGUGACAGAUAAUGAAAUUGAUUCUUUGCUCAGGAGUUCCUUGAACUACUUGGUGAUACUUAUAUGUGUCUUGUCCUUUGUACUAUGCAGCAGGGCAGUAUGGAGAGCACAGCAGUUAAAGAACAUCACCAAUGUGUUCUUUAAAUCCCAUUUUGGACAACCAUUGACAUAUGAUGACAGAAUGAAGUUCUUAAAUUUGUGGUACAUCAUGAUAAUCAUAAAUGACAUUCUCAUAAUUAUAGGAUCUGCUAUCAAGGAACAGAUAGAGAGGAAGGAAUUUACAAGUGACCAGUGGAAUGUGUGCAGUUUGUUCUUGGGUACAGGGAACAUGUUAGUUUGGUUCGGGGUGUUGCGCUAUUUAGGUUUCUUCAAAACCUACAAUGUGGUCAUUCUGACACUACAGAAAGCUGCUCCUCAAGUAGCAAGGUUUUUGUUGUGUGCUUUGUUAAUAUAUGCAGGUUUUACUUUCUGUGGAUGGUUGAUAUUGGGACCAUAUCAUUUAAAGUUUAGAUCUCUUUCCACUACUUCAGAAUGUUUGUUUUCAUUGAUUAAUGGUGAUGAUAUGUUUGCCACAUUUUCUAUGAUGUCAAACAAAUCAAAUAUUUUGUGGUGGUUCAGCAGGAUUUACCUCUAUUCAUUUAUCAGUUUAUACAUUUAUAUUAUAUUGAGUUUGUUUAUUUCAGUUAUUAUGGAUGCCUAUGACACAAUUAAAUCUUAUUAUUCUGAUGGUUUUCCAAAGAGUAAUUUGCAAAUAUUCAUUGGAGAUACUAAUUUGGAUGAUGUGUCAAGUGGCAUUUUUAGAUCUAGUUCCAAUGAUAGUUUAGGUGGUCUCAUGAAAGAUUUGUGCUGUUGUAAAAGGCUACAAAAGUCUUAUUCAACGUUAUCUCAAACUAGCGUCAGGACUGAAAACUCUAGAAUGGGUCCAGUUUGAAAUUGUUUUUUAAAUUUUUAUUUAUAUAAAUUUGUAAAUACUUUUUUUAGAGAUUUUAUAUAUUACCAAAGUGUUAUUAUUUUAUGGUCUGCAUGAUGGCAAAAUCCUGGUUGAACAACAGUAAUUUGUAAAUUAUUGUAGUUACUGGAAGUAGGUCAGGAUUGGAAAAUCAAAGCAUUGACAUGAAAGUGCUAAUUAAAGUAUAUUUAAGUUAUGCGGGUAAAACGUGGAGACAAUUAAGAACAUAUCAAUGUAAUUUUUAAGUGUAUCUCAAAUGUUAUCUUUGUUUGUGUCUAUGUGAUAAGUAGGUGAUUUUAACUGUUUGUACCUUCUUAAUAUUGUAUAUUAAAUCUAACCAGUUUAAAGAUUGCGUCGAAAUUUGAGGAAAUGUGAAAGCUACGUGAAUGAACAAUUUGUAUUAAAAUUAUAUAUGUAAAAAUAUUUAUGUAUAUUUUAUAUAACUAUAUGUAAUAAGAAAAUAAAAUUAUUUUUGGUAA